Bombyx mandarina (wild silkworm) is the source of this 2485-nucleotide messenger RNA. RefSeq names its product ethanolaminephosphotransferase 1. Gene Ontology annotation, cellular component: Golgi apparatus; endoplasmic reticulum membrane. Gene Ontology annotation, molecular function: ethanolaminephosphotransferase activity. The record is from RefSeq and is a predicted model, not a curated record. Lineage: Eukaryota; Metazoa; Arthropoda; Insecta; Lepidoptera; Bombycidae. Gene Ontology annotation, biological process: phosphatidylethanolamine biosynthetic process.
GGUAUCGUUUCUCUGAGAAACAAUACGAAAAAUAAAAAUAAAAUUUUAAAUAUAAAGACAACUAAUUCUAGAUUAUUUGACAAAUCAUACAAAGAUGUCAGUAAAUUAAAAUAUAAUAAGAACAUACAUUUCGAACACCAUGGUUCGUUUCCUGUCUGAGGAUAAAUUGAAAGGGUUCGAGAAAUACAAAUACAACUCAGUGGACACCAGUGUACUCAGCAAUUAUGUUAUGCACCCUUUUUGGAAUUGGUGCGUCCAAUUUUGUCCUGUGUGGGUAGCACCGAACUUGCUAACGUUUAUGGGCUUCCUCCUCACGGUCCUUAAUUUCUUGCUUUUCUCAUAUUAUGAUUAUGGAUUCUACGCUUUGACUGGAGAUAAUGCUACCAAAGGCAGGAUACCACCUUGGGUGUGGGCCGCGUCUGCUGUGAAUCUCUUUGUUGCAUAUACUUUAGAUGGUAUCGACGGGAAACAAGCGCGUCGCACCGGUACAAGCGGUCCUUUGGGCGAACUUUUCGACCACGGACUUGAUUCCUACUCCGCAGUCCUCAUACCGACAUGUCUUUACAGUAUAUUCGGAAGGGACGAGGUCAGCCCGCUGAGGUUCUUCUUCGUGAUAUGGAAUAUCUUCAUCAACUUCUAUUUGACGCACUGGGAGAAGUACAACACCGGCGUCAUGUUCUUGCCUUGGGGAUACGAUUUCACUAUGCUCGGUUCGUGUGUACUGCUGCUGGUGACGUCGGCGACAGGGCCGGAGGCGUGGCACGUGCCGCUGCCCGGUGGCCUCACGCCCGGCAUCGUGUUCGAGUUCGUGCUGUACUUCUCCGCAAUUAUCACCAGCCAAACGGUCAUACUCUGGAAUAUCUACAAAUCGUACCGCGACGGAACCGGCAAGAUGCGUUCGUUUACCGAAGCGAUACGUCCUCUGGUACCUCUGGUCGCGUUCUUGGCGCUGAGCACGGCCUGGGCGGUCUACUCGCCGAACAACAUCAUCGAACUCGGGCCCAGACUGUUCUACGUGCUCACCGGGACUAUAUUCUCCAAUAUCAAUUGUCGCCUAAUCGUGUCUCAGAUGAGUGACACUCGUUGUGAGGCGCUGAACGAGCUGUUGGUUCCGUACGCGGCGGUGGUGGCGGUGGCGCUGUGCCGGCCCGUGUCCGCCUCCACCGAGCUCAUGAUGCUGGCCGGGCUGUGUGUCGCCAGCUCCCUCGCACACAUAUACUAUGGCACUAAAGUGGUGCAAGAAAUGUGCGAACAUUUCAAAAUCGAAUGUUUCCAUAUCAAGCCAAAGAUAAAGUAACUAUGUUAUUCCAUUAGUUUUUAAUCUAUUGAUCUGAUCAACAUAUUAUACCUCUAUAAAAUUGUGUGGUUGUAUGUGUAUUUAAUGUUACAUAGUUAAUGUAGUGGUAGUGUCACUUGUGAUGGUAAACGUUUAGAAAUUUGAAAUUUUGUAGGUGAAUGUGCAAGUCUUUUAGAUAUUACUAUUGUUAUGUGAUAUACGGACUCAUAGUUAAAUUUAUAAUAAUGAAUACCUUAAUAAUUGGAAGGGCGAGCCCAUUGUGGUCUUGUUUAUAGUAGACCAUUAUAAUUUUGGAUUGACCUGGGAAGUGUCAAGACUUAGAAAUUAACAUUAAAUUCAAAAUUACAAAUUGUAGGAAUUUUUUGUCUACUAAACAUUAUUUUUAUUAUUAAUUUUUCUGUGGGACUGAUCUUUGUGGUCAUAAAACUAGUGAAACUAGUCAUUAUCGAUUUUAUUUGCCUAAUUAUAAAAUAUAUAUAUACAUAUUGUUUAAUUUGCCAUUAAUUCUAGUAUGUAGGACUCUUGUAGCCACCAUCAGAAUGGUGUGCUUCAGAUUAAAUUUCAAUAAACUGAUUUUACUGUGCAGUGUGUGGAAUCCACUGUAAUACGAAUCUGAAUUAAAUUAUUCAUGUAACUAAAGAUCCUUAUCUCCUACUAUUUUAGAAAAUAAUUAUCGUGAUCUUUAAUUCUAAUAUACACUGUUUUGUCUCCUGGUGUAUUAUAUUUUUUCAAUACCAAAAAUCGCUUAAGCAUUUACAAGAAAACUUAUUUCAUGUGGAAUUGAAUUAGUAGUGUUUGUUGCAUGUUACCAUUAUAUUUUAAAUAGUAAAAUUGUACUCGAAAGGAUUGUAAUGAGUUGAACUUUUUCCGGAACCAUUAAUAUUGGACAUUGGUUAAACAAUAUUAUGUCACAUACUACAGUAAAAUUAAUCACUGUGAGAAAUUAUAGGUGUACAAAAAAUGAAUUAAAAAACUAUCUGACAUUUCAUUUUGUUAUGAUAAUAUAUUAGAUUUCAAUGUUUAUUUUGUACUAUUUUAGAUAUAGUUUAUUAUAUGCUUUUGGUAUAUGAAAUUGUGCAUGCUGAUUUAAAAGGCAACACAGCACUCAAUAGCAUUGCAUAUAUGGACCGUUUAUUUUGAAAGUGGCGUAAGUCCAUUUUCUUUUGUUACAGGCAAAUACAGGCAAAU